AUGAGCGAGAAUACGUCCAUUAGAAACUGGUCGUCGCGGGCAUUGCAGCCAGCCCAACAGGCGGAUAUUUGCCAGACAGCCUACGAAGUCUUCCAGCUGACGCUAUCGAUACAUAUGGUUGAGAUUGUGGUCAACGUCACGUGCAUCAUCGCCAACUCGGUGCCGAUCGUCUACACGUUGCGGGAGCAUUUAUUCCAUCCAAAUUUAAGGAUUUUGUUUGUGAAUUUGUCGGUGGCGUUAAUUGUGCGGGCAUGCUUCAUAAUUCAACGAUCAGUCGUCCAUUGGAUCGUGUACUUCACGUACCAAGACAUUUGUGAAUUGCCAUUUGACGACGAAACUUGCUAUCUGAUGUCGACGCUCUACUUGAAGCCCGUAGAAGUGUUGAUAUUAACAAUCUUCUCGAUCUCGAUCGAACGAAUGGUGGCCGUCUACCAAACAGAAUACGACAAGCUGGAGCGCAAGUGGAUCGGGAUUUUGCUGGUCGCCUUUAGUUGGACGCCGUUGCCCAUAUAUCUCUUCACAAGCGUUCUCGAUUUCCUCAACUACCAAGAAGAGAGCGGAACCAAGUAUAUACAGCAGGCAUAUUGCCAAGGGUCGAUCAAUCUCACACAACUGCAGACCAUCUACAGCAUCCACUACCCAGGAUGCGCAUUGGUGUUGAUCAUCCUACUCGUCCAAUAUUGGCGUGCAAAACAGAAAUCAAGGUCAGUGUCAGGAACAUGG
Mesorhabditis spiculigera is the source of this 723-nucleotide messenger RNA. Lineage: Eukaryota; Metazoa; Nematoda; Chromadorea; Rhabditida; Rhabditidae. The record is from the annotation of a GenBank genome assembly.